Grosmannia clavigera kw1407 is the source of this 558-nucleotide messenger RNA. Its product is annotated as gcn5-related n-acetyltransferase. Bases 1 to 558 code for a protein of 185 amino acids. The record is from RefSeq and is a predicted model, not a curated record. Lineage: Eukaryota; Fungi; Ascomycota; Sordariomycetes; Ophiostomatales; Ophiostomataceae. The transcript has a single exon. Gene Ontology annotation, molecular function: acyltransferase activity, transferring groups other than amino-acyl groups.
AUGGCGUCUGUCAAAUCACAGCUUCGGGACUGUUCCUGGAAGAAAACCGGAUUCCUAGUGUCUACCGAUCCCAAUCUGGUGCCAGUAUCAACACUCGUCGAUAUCUUCGCAUCCGGGGCUCUGUACUGGGCGAAGCCGCUGCCAUCUGAAGCAAUGCAGGAAAUACUUGAGAAUUCGCUCGUGUUUGGCUUGUAUGAACAGCUCGCGCCCGGCGAGUCGGCAAUCCCUUCCUCAGAGCUGAAGGUCAUCGGCCUGGCUCGAUGCGUAACCGACUAUACGACUUUCUCUUAUCUCACAGACGUCUGGAUCAGCCCAGAGUAUCAAGGAAAGGGCCUCGGUCGCUGGCUCAUUGGAUGUAUCCGAGAGACCUUUGAAAACUUGCCUCAUAUGAGGCGCAGCAUUCUGUUUACCGGAGAUUGGGAGAGAUCAGUUCCGUUCUAUGAGAAGUUCCUUGAUAUGACACUCGUUGAGACGAAGCAUGGCGAAGGGUUAGCACUGAUGGAAAGCAAGGGGAAGGGACAUCCUGCUUAUGGCCUUGAAGGAAAUGGCUAUAAUUGA